CGCCGCUCUCGCGUAGAGUCCUCGCCUUUUUUUAUACACAAUUAAGUAAAUAAACUAGCUUCUUUGUCUUAAUUAGGACCAUUACCCGAAGGCAGCGAGUGAAACAACAGUCCCUGUUUAUCGUGGUAUGCUGUUUGAGUAGUGGCUGGGACUGUAGCAGGCAUUUUAUUACCCAUUUUAACUUUACUAAGCGGCGUUUUCCGCCGUUUUUUUCCUCUCCGCCUCCCCGCUCCGCUCACUCUCCCCCCGUGUGUGUGUGUGUGUGUGUGUGUGUGUGUGUGCGUGUGUGAGUAGCGGCCUGUAACGGUGGUUUGGCCACGAGGCGAGUCGGUACAGUUGGAUCAGGGCGAUGGCGGAGUUCGGUAACGGACUGGCGGAGGAGUCUCUACUAGAUUCAGACCCUGGACAUCCCGAGCUGGAAGACCCGGGUGUCGGCGACGAAGAACCGGGGUUAGAAGAGGGAGAGGCCGCGAUUGAAGACCCGGAGCUGGAGGCAAUCAAAGCCCGGGUGAGAGAGAUGGAGGAAGAGGCAGAGAAGCUGAAGGAGCUACAGAACGAGGUGGAGAAACAGAUGAAUCUCAGCCCCCCACCAGUCGGUCCUGUCAUCAUGUCCAUCGAGGAAAAGAUGGAAGCAGAUGGCAGAUCUAUUUAUGUCGGAAAUGUUGACUACGGUGCCACAGCAGAAGAGCUCGAGGCUCACUUUCAUGGCUGCGGUUCAGUAAACAGAGUCACCAUCCUAUGUGACAAAUACACAGGGCAUCCUAAGGGAUUUGCCUAUAUCGAGUUUGCAGACAAAGAGUCUGUUAGGACAGCCAUGGCUUUGGACGAGUCCCUUUUCAGAGGAAGGCAGAUAAAGGUGGGCGCUAAGAGAACAAACAGACCAGGCAUCAGCACCACAGACCGCGGCUUUCCACGGGCUCGAUUCCGAUCACGGGGAGGAAGCUUCUCGUCACGUGCGCGCUACUACAGCGGCUACACGCCACCCAGAGGCAGAGGACGGGCCUUCAGGGGCCGAGGGCGAACAACAUCGUGGUAUUCCCCUUACUAAACACCCCCCCACCCCUCCCCUCCCCAACACUCCCCUUUACUAUCAACUCCCCUUCCCCUCUCUGUUCCCCCAUUUUAAAAAAACAACACACACAAUGAGAGAGAAAAAAAAAGAAAAAAGAAAGUCCCUUUCCCCAACAAUAAAAGAAGAGAACCCCCCCAGAAGAGAGAAAAAAAAAAAGACAAAAAAAGGAAAAAAAAAACCCAAAACAAAACACUUCUUCUGGACAGAGAGACUGACUGGCCGCAGUGUGCGAUUGUGUGUGAGCGUGCGUGUGCGGAGGUUGAUGCGGUCACCCCUGGUAAGGUAUAAGUUGACCAUUUGGGGGAGAACAUGGUGGCAGUUUUUCUUUAUUUUUGUUGGUAUUUUGGAAGGGGGAGGGAGGGGGGGGCAAGUGGGGAGGGGGAGGAAUGAUGGUAUCUCAGGCUGCAGAUGUGUCUCCUUUGGUCUGGCUGUGACCUCCUGCUUUCACACCAUCACCAACACAGCCCACCCACUCACCCACCACCAAUACAAGGAAGGAAAAAAAAAAGAAAAGAAAAAAGAAAAAAAACGAGGGAGGGGGGCAGCAGGAACAAGAAAGAAUACUGUGUUCUGUUUUUUUUGUUUUUUGUUUUUAAUGUACCGUACAUGUGUGAAACUUCUGCUAGUCAGAGUAUUGUUGUGUUUUAAGUUUGUGGCUUGGAGUAUAUCAUUACCUCCCCACCCACCCAACCACCCUCCACCCCCCUUAUGUGUCCGCCGUUCUCUGCCUCUGUCAUCCCUACCCUCCACCCCCCCUGCCCCCCGUCUCCCUGCAUUUUAUAACUCAUUUACCUCAACCCCCACCCCCUUCUGUGGCUCAUCACACUAUGGAUUGUUUUUCACUGUCUGCACUGCUCUCUGGACAGUGACGGACCUUCAGUGUUCAGUGGGAUUAUACAUCCAUAAUUUUUUUUUCUCCCCCACCCUCCACCCUAUUUUAUGGAGGGGAGGGGGGGGGGGGGGGCUUCUUCGCUGUGCGGCCAACUCCCCCCCCCCCCACCACCGCUCGUCCAUACCUGUCACCUCCAACUCAGGCAUGGCCGCAGCAUGUUUUAUGCUUCUUUUUUUUUUUGACAGGCAUCAAUGUUUUUAUUUCGUGCAAACCCCCCCCCACCUCCUUCCAUCCCCACCCCCCUUUUCCCCCUCCCUCUGUGCUCCUUGUCUCCCGUCUCCCCUCCUCCUCCCCCUCCCCUCCUCCUCUCUCUGUAUAUUAGACCACUUCUUGUCGUUUCAGGUUUCAGGACCAGUGGAGGCUGACGACCCCUCCCCAGGUGGCGCAGGCCCCCCCCACUGUCUCUGCAGCGUCUCUCUCUCUCUCUGCUCCCGCUAUGCACACUCACCCCAUCCUGUCCGUGUGGGGGGGUGGGGGAGGGGG
Messenger RNA from Scomber scombrus (Atlantic mackerel), 2447 nucleotides. It is a transcript of the gene pabpn1, whose product is annotated as poly(A) binding protein, nuclear 1. The transcript is spliced from 7 exons. Bases 350 to 1048 code for a protein of 232 amino acids. The record is from RefSeq and is a predicted model, not a curated record. Gene Ontology annotation, molecular function: RNA binding. Lineage: Eukaryota; Metazoa; Chordata; Actinopteri; Scombriformes; Scombridae.